CCUGGUGUGAGCGGCACUGAGAAAAGACCAUGCACGUAUUCCGGUCACGAUCGUGAAGAUGGCGAAGGGAAAGCGGAAUUCACUGAAAAAGAAGAAGCAACAAAAGGGAACCGAUGAGGUUCAAAAUGGCAAGGAAGAUGACGGUAAUAAGUUGCACUUACGUUUAAUUUAGACCCAAAAUAAGAUGGCGGCAUGUUGUUUAACAGUCAUCCGCGGCACGUUGUGUAACAAUUAUCCUUUAAAGCAAUAAGAUACGAAGUUACUAUUGGCUAGGGUAAAAGUCCAAAGUUUACGUUAUCGGCCGAUGUAGAUUUUAAUCGAAACACAAACCCUAUGGAUUACGUUAAUCUUUAAGAGAAAAAAUUAGUUAAAAAUAUCGUAAUGUCGAAUAAGUCGCUAUAAAUUCAGAAGAAAGUUUCUUGGGAUAACAGAGGAAGUGGGUUCGAAGUACUUUAGGGGUGGGGACGGUAAUUUAGAUAACGGCGUAAUGAGGACUAACACAGUCUAUAGACUGUACGAUUUUACGUCACUAUCUGCGUCGGGUGGGGAGGAUGGGACGAGAACGUUAAAAGAUCUAAAUAAUAUUUUUUCAACGCUAACUUACUGAUGUUUUUUUCUUAAUUUUUUUGUUGCCAAACGUAGACGAUAAAACUUGUCCUCAUAUUUCAAAGUCAGUCAAACUGAACUGUUUGCAGAACAAAGUUCCUCACACUACACUAGGACAGUGCUUAGUAAGUGACGUUUAUUUUAUUCUUACAAAAGCUUAAAGUGUAUAACAAAUUAUUUCAAUAUAUAAUCCUGCUUAUUUGAGCCAGUUCUGCUGAGUUUUCUUGAGUGGGUUGUGAGGUGUAAGUAAGCAAGUUCUAAGGUUUAUCCCAAUCCAAAAUAAACCCAGAUUUUAUGAUAAAUUUGAGGCAAAAGAUACAAAGUAUAAUCAGAAUCUUGACAUUCGGCAGCAUAAUCAGAAUCUUGACAUUCAAUCAGGGCAAAUGGUGAAACUGUAGCUCAUGAAUUAGCAUGCAAAGAAAUAUUUUGAUACAAUUUAUGAAUUUCCAUUCAUUACACAUUAAAUAGAUUUUUCUUCAUAAUAUCAAUAAUUGGGAAAUUAUAAAAAAAACACUGUUGUUAUUCUUGAGAAUUUAAGCUUUAUCACACAUGAUACAAUUAUAACUGGUAUUAUAUACUAAUUGUAGAAUAUAUAUGGCUCCAUCCAAGUUCAGAUCUUUUCUUUAUUAUUUACAGAAUUGUGGUCAAUUGGAUGGUUCAGAAAGAUUUGGUGUCUGUAUUUGUCUUUUCUGUGCCCAUCAGGUAUAUCUAGAAAGAUAAUUUAUUUUAAAAGUACUUUAUUGAAGCAGCAGUUUGUUAUCUCAAAUUAAUAGUUUGAAUCAGAAACCUUUUGUGUGAGAGCAUAAGUUGAAAUUGUGUGGGUGAGUCUCAUACUCAGUGGGUUAGACUUGAGAACAGUGAUAGCCUAUAGCAAGUGGCCAGAGAGGCAUCAUAUAUCAACAUCACUUUUUCAUAUUAACAAAAAUCCCUCAAAUGUGCCAUUACUAUUAUGCAGAGUUUGUGAUAAACCAUUUCUCAGCUCUGUUUUUCAAUCCACAGGGAUGUGAUAGGAAUAGUGAAGACAAACAUGCUCUAUCACAUAAUAAAGAAAAUCCUUCACACACCAUUGUAGUCAGUCUUCAAACUUGGGUUGUAUGGUAAGGAUGAUGUAACAAAGUGUAAUGUUCAUUUAAUAUAAAAGGAAAGAAAUAUUUUAAAAAAUUAAUAAAUCGGUCAAAAUAUGUUACACCCAUGGGCACAGUCACUUUCCUUUGACUCUCAAUUCCCUUUUUUCUUGGAUGAAUAGAUGAGUUGGGAGAGAUUAAGCACACUAUAGACUAGUACAUUCAAUUGCAUGUUAGACACUUUUUUCAUCUCUAGUAAAUGCAUGUAUCCAUGUGUUCCUUCAUGAUUAGAACAUAAAUCAGCUUGUUUUCUAAAAAGCAUGUCUGGUCACAUGCAACAUGGCCAUGGCACCCUCAAGUAACUUCAGCUUACCACAACUAAUCCAAAGAUUUUGGACUUAAACCUUUGGCAACACUUUGUCACGUAAAAGUAUUAAGGAAACAUAACAAUGUAAAAUGUAAUUGGUUUUAUUUAUCUGCUGCUUAUAGCUGCAACUUCUCUUUGUUUUUUUAGUGUGUGUGGUCAAGUUGUUGUAAGUGAGCACAGUGAAAUAUUCUUGUUUUCUUGUAGGUGUUAUGCUUGCGAUGACGACGUCCCAGUUGAACCUGACUCUUCUGUUCAAAAGUGCAUCAAAUUGUUAUUAAAGGCUAUGAACUUAACCCCUCCUGCAGGUAAUUCUAACAGUUAUGAUAUUAAAUUAGUCAAAUCAAAUUAAUUAGGUUUGUCCUCAUUAUAGCCAUCAUCCUUCAGAACAAUACAAUUUUUCAAAUUACAUGGAUGACCUAUAUCUGUCGAGAAAGGGCAAAUUUAAUAUCUUUAAAAAAUACAAUGAAUAAAAGAAGCAAUGUGUGAAGAUAUUUGCUAUAAUUAGGUGAAUUGGAUAACCUGGCUAAAGUUUAUUAAAUUUUAAAUUUAAACUUGUUUUGGGAUAUGAACUUAUUGUAACUUGAGUUUUGUCUGAUUUUCAGAAUUGGAAGCCUCCUUGUCUAGUCAAGAUAAGGUUUCUACUGAAAAACCUAAGAAAGAUGGAUCCAAGGCCAAUAACCAGCUUAAGAGUCAAAUUAAGGUACACUGCAUUAGGCAGCCAAGUUCCUUAUAUCAGGAGGGGGAGGGAAGAGGAUGGGAGAGUUGUGAACAAGAGCCAAGGGGUUUAUAUUGAAUGAAGGAUAUCUAUGAACAUUCAUUUGUAUUCCAUUUACCUACACAAAUUGUGUUCAAUGCUCCAUGAGCAUGCUUGUUGAUUGCACCAGUUAAAUCAGGAGCUUACUUAUUUAUUUUUUUACAGGGUUUGGCAAAUCUUGGGAACACAUGUUUCUUUAAUUCUGUUAUGCAGGUAUUAUUCUCUAUUGUAUUUUUUUAGAUGGCGUUCACAAAGCAAAUUUAAUUUGCAGCACUCUAACACGAAAUCUUUGCAUUUCAUGCAGUUGUUAAUUUUUUUUUCUUUUUUGCAGAAUUUAUGCCAGACAGAGCUGCUUUAUGUAGCAGCUUCAUGUGCUACACAAGAAGGGUUCUCCUAUCAUGUUACCCCAAACAAGAAAGAUUUGGUAAGCAACUUCCAUUUGCUUGGAAUUGAUUGAAUUGAGGAAUGGCAACCUUUUUUUUUCACUAUACUCAGCUGCUUUGGGCACUAACCUUGGCUUUCAUUCACUGAGGUUUGUUGCUUGUAUGUAAGCUCAUUGGCCUCUAAAUCUAGUUUCAAAGGCAUUCCUUGUCAUUUAAAAAUGAGUCCAGGUACAUGUCAGUUGUUGAGGGAAAUGGUGAUACAGGAACCACCAGAUGGCAGGAAUUGUUGAAUUCUGUCCAACCACACCCCUAGAAAAGCAGUUCACAAGUAAUUUGUGUUGAAGGCCUAGCUCAAUAGCCUUCAUGUUUAAAGGGACAAGGCGUCAAGGCGUCUUAGUAGUUACUUAAGACUAACAUUUUUUUAAUCCUUCACAGUCAAAACUAAAAUUGAAAGUUGAAGAAGCACCAGGAGAAGUGACCAAAGCUCUAUGGAAAUUACUUCAAGAUUUCAGAACCUCAACUGAUCGAACCUUAACACCACGUCAGCUGUUUGCUGAGAUUUGCAAGAAGUAAACAUCAGUCAUUUUUUCGUUAAUCAGUCAGUUAGGCAGGCAGGUAGGCAGUCUGUCAAUUGGUCAGUCAGUUAGUCUGUCUCUCUCUGUCUGUUAGUCAGCCAGUCUGUCUGUCUGUCUGUUUUUUGGUCUAAGUCAGGUUUUCAGAUGGCCAGUCAGUCAAACAGGCAGGCAGUCAUUCAGUCAGGGAGGCAGCAAGUCACUCAGUCAGCAUGUCAGGUUGUCUGUGUGUUGGUCAGUCAGCCAGUAGGGGCGAAUCUGGACAUUUUCCUGAGGGGGUGCACCACCAUGGAAUGACGUAACUGACGGGUGACGUAAAGAGAUUUUAAAAGCAAACAACGAAGAAGAAGGCUUAUGGCAAGUCAGUAAGAUAAUGAGAACUGCUGACAAUACAUAGCAAACAAAACUGCAGACCUUGUAUUACUGUGAAGGUCUAUUAGAAAGCCGAAGGUCAUCUCGGGGGGGUGCACCCCAUGUACCCACUCCUAGAUCCGCUCCUGGUCGGUCUUGAUUAAUCAAUCUGUCAGCUACUCAGUCAGGUGGUUGCUUUUCUGUCAUGCCAUCUAUUGACCGAAAAGUCAGUGCAUAUUCAUUUUAUAUCAUUGUGCUACUAGGAUCGUAUUUACUGAAAGCUAUUUCUAAUUUUUCCAACAGAGCCACGCGGUUUAAGGGAUAUCGACAGCAAGACAGUCAAGAGCUACUACGUUACCUUUUGGAUUCAGUAAGAAAUGAAGAACUCAGGGUAAAUCUACAAGUAUUCUUUUUAAUCGGUUGAAGCAAUUUCAUCAGUGAUAACGUUACCGAAAUUAGAGAAUUGUGUGCUUUUUCUGUCGAAGAAAGGAAAGUAAACAAAUCAUCAUCUUGAUAUAUUUGUGUUUUGUUUAUCAAUGUUUUUAGCGAGUCAAACUUGCUGUGUUGCACUCGUUCGGUGUUAAAGGUGAUGGUGAUGCGAAGACCUUGGACGACAGCAAACGUGUACAAGUUAAAGGUGAAUAUAUCUCUACUUUAUUUAUGUACUAUUAUUGUUCUACUACGAUGUCAUUUUAGCAAAAAAAGUCUUGAGAACCUGCAAAACAUGCCACGGUAUUUCUGUAGAACAGGGCAAAAAUACUGAGUAACAAAAUGGCUGCAAUGAACGAUCCUUCAUUUUUUCGGGCUUGACUUCUAAAAAAGCAAACUUUUAAGAGCGACAGAUUUUUUCUUUGGUCACAAAGAACUCUUAAAUGGCGCAUUUCACAUGUCACACGCGGCUACUAAAUGUCUGUUUCUCUUUUGGCACAUUAUUUGAAACAAUUGAUACCAAUUGCCUUUGGUAUUAAUUACCUCAAACUAUACAUAAACUUGUAUUAAUGGGCGAGUUUCAAAAUCUAUCCACUGUCACAAUAACUCUAGGGUGCAACUGUUUACCACAAUUCACACCCGAUUCUGUUGUUUUAUUACAUAGAGUACGGAGCGAGCGCUGCAGCACCGCUCAUAGAUAGUGUGUUUGCUGGUAGGCUCGUUAGCAUCGUCACGUGUCACCAAUGUCAUCAGGUUAGUAACCAGGUUUCUUCCAAUUUAAGAUUGCCAAGCGUAUUCCAACAGAUUCUGCCUUUAAAAUGAGAUCAGAAAGUUCAAUCGGGUAGUUUUUGUCGUUUUGCUGUGCAUCGAGAAGUUCAGGUUACUCUCUGGGAUCAGAUUUGGGGAAGGAAGGAAAAAGUGUUGGCAGUCAUGUCUUAAAGGUUUGAAUAUUUACGUCCGAAAUAUUGACGCGAAGUAUCUGCACCUGGUGAGAAGGCUAGUUCGCAGGCCCUUGGAAGAGUCCUCAAUCUGAGUUAAACCCCGAAAAGCUAUAGCCUAGUCCAUCAACCCUGGCUCAAUCAAUUUUUGCAUUGGAGUAUAUCACACCUGAUCUGAAUUUAUCUGCAAUUUUGACCCGCCUACCGACAACCCAUAUACGUUUCCCACUAAAUCGUGAAAUCUGUCGCAUUGAAUUUUUAGGAAUUCAAAGUGGAGGAGACAUUCCUGGAUUUGUCUUUACCGUUGGCGUCACCGCCGCAGGUGAGGGCGCCGCCAUUCAGCAGAUCUUAACAACUUGCCAGUGACUGAUUCUGAUGUAGUAAUUGACUAAUUUCUUUUGAAGCAUGCAACACGAGUCUUGAGUCCGUCAAUAACAAUUACAAAAAAUCUUACAAACAUUUUUGAAAAAUUAACAACUCUUAUCAGUAUCAGGACCUUGUCUAGAAUGGGGGUGAUGAGAAUAGGCAAAUUUAGUAGCUAAAAGGUUAAUAUCUCGCCAAAUUCUCCUAAGUAACAAGGAAAUCUCCAGCAGCCGAAAGGAAGAAUUACUGACUAGAUCGUGUAAGUCACAGAGUUGAUAUAUGAGGUCGAUUUGGUAUGUAAUGGUCUUGUUAACUCAAAUCACUUUAACGGCACUUUUCUUCUGUUUAUCUCGUCAUUCGUUUUAGUUUGUUUUUAUGAUUUUAAGGGGUUUUCCGUUCUACCCUUGUAGGAAUCCUUCAGCAACAAGUUCUUUGGAAAAGGUGGUAAACAAAAUCCAAAAUCAUCAAAUACUCCUAAGAAUGUCUCGAAAAAUGAGAAGGAAGAUGAAAAACAGAAGGAAACUAAGAGUCUCAGUAAACAUCAGCUAAAAUCAGCCAAAAAAGCCGAAAGGGUAAGUAACAAAUGUACUCCAUGACCAACAGGUUACCUGGGAGGCUUGCAGUGGUCUUCCUUUACUUUGCGUUAUCGAACGCUUUUCGAGUGAGUGUCGUAAAACCAAAAUCAAAGUAAUCACAACGGCCAAUCAGAAAAAAGGAAGUACACUGAAGAGCCAAUGAGAACUUAAUGUAAAAACAAGCAAACCAUCCAAAGCGCGGGAAAACGCGGGUGACCAAGUCGUGACUGGUGACAAUGACGAACUUGAAGAGUGUUGAUCAACUUUUUCACGCACCGAAAACGUGAAGUAUUUCCUUUAACUAAUCAACUUCGUGCAUAACUGUAAUGUGACAUAUUUUGUCUUGUCUUGUUUGUGUAGAAAAAGAAAAAGGGAGGAAAAGGCCACGGAAAGAAAGGAAAAGUGUCGCAGCAGGUCGACAAUAAACAAGAUGAUGAUGAUGAAUUAGACAGGAGGGCGUCAGAGGAGGAAGGCCAUGAACUUGACCAGAUGAACGUGUCUGACCUGGAAGGAAGUGAUAAUGAUCAUGAGGUUAAAGUGAAUGAAACAGAGGUACUUGGGAAUUCUAACAGUGGUUGUGAAAUGAUUCCGGACAAUGAUAUCCAAUUGAGAGAUAAUGAUAGCAGUUCGAAGUCCGCUGAAGUCAGUGAAAAGGACGUGGACACUUGUAUUUUAGAUUCUAACGACGACGAAUAUUUGGCAGAAAACACAGUUGAUUGUGCUGAUUCAGAGCAAGCUGAGGGCGUGAAAGACUCGGAGGAACAACGCGCGAUGCAAACUGAACAAAGUACAGAACAUUUGAAUGGCGGAACGAGUGGAAAUGGUUCCACUAAUGACAAUGAAGAAAACAAAAGUUCGUCAAUGGAAAUUUUGAACUGUAAUCAGGUAACUGCGUCGAAACAGCCAGGUUGCGAUUCUUUGCGAUGCAGCCAAGAAAAAGGGACUGAGAAAGCUGACCAUUAUCAACAGGGAUAUGAAGAAAUCCCAUCGAGUAUAAAAGAAUUUUUAGAAGAAAUUAUAAAUUUGGCUGUGAACUUGAAUAUAGGUAAACCAAGCGAACUUCAAGACGAUAUUGUCAAUAGUAGUCCAUCGGGGAGUUUUUCGCCUUCUUGUGUAUCUAGUGGUGAGAAACAGGGUAAAGAAACGGCUCAUGAUUUACAAGAGAAACUAGAUGGAGACGAAGUAGAUAGAAAAUCAACUAAAAUUGUUCUUAGUCUUGGCGUAGAACAUGAUUGCGCCCAAACAGAGCAAGAAACAAACAUUACAGAGAACCAAAGACUUUGUUCGAAUUCUGGAAAGGGCGAUGAAAACGAAGGGGCAACGGAGAUAUCUGCAAAAAGCGAAGAAGAAAGUGAAACUGAGUCUGAAGAAGAAUUUGAAAAUGAUAACGGGAUAGAUAGGAUUCUUACUGUUCAACCCGCGUAUCGACCCUCCCCGGGCGAAUGCUCUGUUUUGUCGUGUUUAAGCCAGUUUUGCGUCUCAGAAUUAUUAGAUGGCAAUAAUAAAUUUGCCUGUGAGGUAUGUACCAAGCGAGCGCGGCGGAACAAUAAGGAGGAGGGAUCUAGAAAAACGAAAGACAAUGACAAAGAUGAUGUUAGUGGGGACUCUUCGUCAGAAGGUAAGUUGACGUUCUUUUGAUUGAAAAACAUCUUAUCGGUACUGUGUGAUUGAGUGGCUAGCGUGCUGAACUCCGGGUCGCGACCGCCUUCUUGUGUUGUGUUAUUGGGUAAGACACUUUUCUUCCACUUUGCUCUUCUCCGCUCAGGAGUAUGAAUGAAUACUGGAAGCUUUAAUUCGAAAUUAACUCGGGCUCUUAACUCGAAAUUAAUCGUUAAGACUUCUUUGCAAGUGCUGAUUAGUCGUUUCUCAUUAUUUCUCCAUCACCUGUGGUAAUCAAGGAUUCUGUCUCGCAACUGGUUUAAUCGUUUUUUUCAUCUUUCUUAUUCUUUACAGACGAACCAAAAGGUGCUAAAGCACAGAAGUCUUCGAAGAACAAGAACAAGGACUCCCAACAGCAGACCGUGUAUACCGUGGCUAGUAAACAGAUGCUGAUUUCUCUUGCUCCACCAGUCCUCACUCUUCACCUCAAGCGUUUCCAGCAAGCUCGCUUUACUUUGCAAAAACUAACCAAACACGUGGACUUUCCACUGGAACUGAACCUUGCGCCGUUUUGCAGCAGAAGUGGAAGGGUAAGCAAGGUUAGGUAUUUAUAAAGGCGAUAUUUCGCGAGGCGGUUGAAGCUUAGCCAACACAAGACGCUUCUCCGGCCGCACAACACCCGAUCACGUAUCGAUUCAUUGUCGUUGCUCGGUAACUCCUUGUGGAUGGAGGCAUCGUUUGUUCGGAAUUCAGGGGACCCCUUUAGUUUCUGUUUGUUUAGUUAUAGGAUCACGUGUAAAAUCGUUCGCGCACGUUAUUUAGUCGUCGUUACGUUGAAAUAACUUAGGAGUGAAGCAGAACUUAUCUAAACAUAAACCUCUUUGGCUUCAGCUAAUCGUUUUCAGCGGAAACGAAAUAAAUUGAAUACACUGAGAGAAAAAGUAUCUAGACUUGUAUCGGAAACUCUUAAUCCGGAGUCCAGUGCGUCCUUCGUUUACUACCGUGUUCUUAACUAUUGCGACAGGAAAAUUUACGUUUCUGUUUUUGUUUGUUGGUUUUAGAGUCGAGCAGACUCAGAAGGCAAAGUGCUGUACUCGCUGUAUGGAGUAAUUCAGCACAGUGGUAAUAUGAACAGCGGACAUUACACAGCCUACGUGAAAGUCAGCGAACCACCAUUGAAAAGUCUGUACGACAAAAUUACUUCAAUGAGUGAGUUAACGGAUUUUAUAGAGAAAAUGUGGACUCAAAAGUCCGAAGCUCAACAUGGUAGUUCCCGUACUCAUCAUGAGCCUGCACCGAGUGGUCAGUGGUUUCAUGUCAGUGAUUCAAGCGUAAGUGCCGCAGCGGAGAGUAAGGUGCUCAAGAGUCAAGCGUACAUGUUGUUCUAUGGCCGCCUUCCUCUUGUCAGUGGAUGACCAAUUCAAUUUUUCUAGAAUUAGCAGGGGUUUAAAUCAAGUGUUAAAAUGAUUCCUUUUUUUGUAUGUUUUCAAUCAAGCCCCUUCUUGACCUGUGGAUACAAUCUUGACUUGCGAUUACCUCGCGAAAUUUCCAUCGCCUUGAUCGGUUGUCGUAAGCAUUUGGUUUUAAAAAUCUCAGUAGAAAAGGUUUAUCCAGAAAAUCUCACGCCUCGACUGUGAACUGAGCUUACUUUCGGGUAAAUGCAUUGCGCGGCAACGUUCAAGGAAUUCUCAGAUCUGAUCUUUUUGGUUAAACAUGUAUUGUUCACUCGUUGGCAUUAGCCUCGAGUUGUUUUUUCAGUUUUGUUCAAGUUUACGACACUUGAUCAAGAUCUCACAAAGCUUCCUAAAUGCUUAACACCUUUUCUAACACUGAUCUCAGGGGUUUUGAUCAAAAGCCGGUUUCCAGCGGUCUUCCGUCGCCUCUGGGACCACUUAACCGCCUUCUGUUCAGCGUGCGAGCAGGCUCCCUUGAUUGGGUUCCGUCUCACGGCCCCUUCUCUAGAUACAGCCGCCAAUUACGCCAUUGGCAGCUGCUUACGGAGAAAAGUUAUUGAAACCCCUGCGAUCUGUGAAAAUUUAUUGAUAUAUAUAGUGACUGAAUGAAUGACCUUAUAUUCCAAAUUUGGUAGAAAAAUUAAUGGCUCUUGGAACCUAAAUAUGAAAAAGAUAUAAGAUUUAGUAAUUCACAUUAUUCCUAAGAAUUGAAAUUGAUCGAUACUCUGUAGCUAGCAUCAGUUAUAAAGAAGUAAGUAAGUCAAAAAAUUUAUUUCUUAUUAAAAAAGCCGACUUCCCCUCCAGCUUUUCCUGUAAUCCAAGCUCGUGGUUUGGAUAGGGGUUGAAGGCAAUUUGUAGGGAAAAAAAAGAUCGAGACAAACGCCAAAAAAUGCAGUGCAAACUAUACCAGACAUUUGUUUGCGGAUGAGAAAAUGG
Molecule: messenger RNA, 10391 nt
Organism: Pocillopora meandrina
Lineage: Eukaryota; Metazoa; Cnidaria; Anthozoa; Scleractinia; Pocilloporidae
Source: the annotation of a GenBank genome assembly